Serendipita indica DSM 11827 is the source of this 1389-nucleotide messenger RNA. Lineage: Eukaryota; Fungi; Basidiomycota; Agaricomycetes; Sebacinales; Serendipitaceae. The record is from the annotation of a GenBank genome assembly.
AUGGCUAAAGGCGACUUUCACUGGGGAAAUGAAGCAAAACUGGUAUCAGCUGUGUGCGUUGCAAUCUCUAUGACCGAGUCUAAACGUACAGAAGCCAUUCCGCGGAUUGCGAGUCUGCUCGGUGAAUCCACCUCGAAUGUGUUAAGGAUGUGGUCAAGAGUCACAGAUACUCUGGAGCUCUUUCUCAGACCCACCACGCCUCUGCUCAAUCUCGAAAUCCUAAGGGCAUACUUGCAAGACGUCCUCGCGAUGCCAUAUGGUGUCCCAGCAAUUCUUCGUAACACCUUCAGCCUAUCAGGGGUGUCGCUCGAUGCGGUCUUUGGAAUGGCAGAACAGAUAGAUGCGUUUCUCGAUGCGAGCCAGGGUUUUGCAAGCAGCAGUGCCGCGUCUGUGGCCUGCGCAGUCCUUGUUCUAGCCCUAGAAAGUGUACACGGGGCUCCUAUACAGCCAGCUCCUUUACCGACAAUGGUCAAAUAUCUCUGCGACCGCGUGGGUGCCGCGCCGACAAGAGUCCUUGAGCACCGAAAGUCAAUGAUGGCCAUCUUUGAGGAUUGGGGCCAGUACCUACCAUGGGUCCCUCCACGCGUCUCUAUAGAUGCUCCGACACUGUGGGCAAAUUCCCGCAAGUCAGCCGCUGUCCGCGUAUUACCAGACGUCCUUCAAUUCCAGCACGAGAUCAGAGCAGCGAGACCAAUGGCCGAGAACGCCUCGAGCGACCAGGGAUUGACAAUCGUUCCUGAAGAUGGCGAAGUUUCUCCCUCAUUUCGCUUGCUAGACACUUAUCGCACCCGACGUCGACCAAAGGGGGCACAACUUGCACAGCGGGUGAUAUCCCAAUUACUCAGCCCAAACGCCGACAUGAGGCUAUCGUCGAUGAUCCAGCGCGAAGAUGUGCAAGAUCGCCUUUCUCGAAUUGAGCUACAAGUCUUACACAGCCAGAACGAGCCUCUCAGCAGACUGCAAGCGCUCGCACUUCGCCGAGGGGGAGAAUCCAACGUGACCGACGAAGAAUUAUUCGAAGAAGGGGAACUGGAUGGUUAUCUCAACUCUGAAGCAGUGGCGCAAUACCUUCACGAGACUCACCCAGAAUGGGAUGAUCACCCGCAGACCGAGUCUAUUCCCAACAUUGAAACUGGCAACCGAGAGUUGGCAUCUGGACACACGCAGACCAAUCAAUUACUGGCGGAGGCCCACACCCGCCGUGUCUGGGCACUUGGUCACGGUACCGCCGUCUUAUCAACAUCCAAUGAUCAUGAAGAGGAAGAAGAAGGUGGCGAAGACGGCAAUCCACCACUGGACCGGGAUUCAUACAUGGCCAUGGGACUUCAAGGCGACUACGAAGGCGUGGAUCCGGACACUGCACGGUACUUUGGCAGUGAGUUUGAGUGA